Messenger RNA from Menidia menidia (Atlantic silverside), 810 nucleotides. The record is from the annotation of a GenBank genome assembly. NCBI's taxonomy places the organism in Eukaryota, Metazoa, Chordata, Actinopteri, Atheriniformes, Atherinopsidae.
AUGUUCAGGAAAAUCAAUAAUGUGUUCCGUCCAAACCAACAUGGAAACAGAGGACGGCAGUCGGGAGAUGGGCUCCAGGCUGAGCUUGACUACCACAAAGCCUGCACAGUCCGGCUGGUGCGCAGCACCUCCAUGCUGGUGGUGGGAGAGAAAACCCAAACCGCCACCGGCUCCACUUUAAAACGGAGCAAAAGCACAGUGAGCAUUGAGUCUACUUUGUACUUCUAUCAGCGACGGGAGGACAGGAUAUGGCUGUACUCGCAGAAUCAGAACUGUCUGGAGUACCUUGAGGCGCUCGUGGCUCUGAGAAGGCAGUACACGAAGAGCGUGAGCGACCUGAAAAGCAACGACUCAAAGGCCACGGUGACCACCAAGAAGAAGCCCGCACCCCAGCCACCCUCUAAGGACAAACCGAUAUCCAGAGCCAAACCCUCAGCACCCUCUGUUCCCAAUGAGGAGGACACUUUGCAGUUCUUUGACUCGGUCAUCUCCAGCUGUGACAACGAACCCCAGCGCAAACCUUACAGCGAUGAUGGGAAUGCAGAUGUGGAUUUUAUAGUGGCCUCCAGCUCUGCUGAGCACGACCUCCACUCCAACUGGGUCCUGAGGGUCCCUCGGGCUGCAGGAGAUCCCGACCAGAGGGUGGUUGACGACUGUGCCAAUAAAAGUGUUCGAAAGAAGAAAAACCAGCACGGGUCCACGAGCAGCCGGCUGCACCUGCAGAGGAACCCGAUCCAUCUGCCCAAAGUGGUGGCCAGUGCAUUCCAGACCCUGCGCUUCAAGCCCAAAUUGAAAAAGCACUGAAGCCUG